ACGUCAACAAUUAUUUAGUUAUUUUGUUUUAUUUUCUUUUAAGUAGUUGCAAAAAUGUUUACACUGUGGACACUGAUUGAGGCCUCGCUGCUUUGCCUGAAUGCAGUUUGCAUUUUACACGAGGAACGUUUCCUGGCUAAGUUUGGCUGGGGCCGGCAUGCCGGUCAACAGGAUUUCGGAGCACCCAGUGCCAAGGAUCAAGUCAUAAAUCUCAUUCGCUCAAUUCGCACAGUUGCCAAGAUUCCACUGAUAUUUCUUAAUGUAAUAGCGAUUGUAUUUAAACUGUUGCUUGGGUAAAACUUAAAUUCUAUUGUAAUAAAUGUACUAGUAAUGCUUUUCGGAAAA
Drosophila montana is the source of this 345-nucleotide messenger RNA. Its product is annotated as immediate early response 3-interacting protein 1. NCBI's taxonomy places the organism in Eukaryota, Metazoa, Arthropoda, Insecta, Diptera, Drosophilidae. The record is from RefSeq and is a predicted model, not a curated record. The transcript has 3 exons. Bases 55 to 297 code for a protein of 80 amino acids. Gene Ontology annotation, cellular component: COPII-coated ER to Golgi transport vesicle; endoplasmic reticulum membrane; Golgi membrane. Gene Ontology annotation, biological process: endoplasmic reticulum to Golgi vesicle-mediated transport.